Cladophialophora immunda is the source of this 2394-nucleotide messenger RNA. RefSeq lists its product as uncharacterized. Gene Ontology annotation, molecular function: phosphatidylinositol binding. The transcript is spliced from 2 exons. Lineage: Eukaryota; Fungi; Ascomycota; Eurotiomycetes; Chaetothyriales; Herpotrichiellaceae. The record is from RefSeq and is a predicted model, not a curated record. Bases 388 to 2103 code for a protein of 571 amino acids.
CUGUAGGUACAACAACCUGCCCAGCUGCCUCACCACCACCCACCGGGAGUCGUCCUGACUAAGAUAUGCCUCUGCCGCCACAGCGUGCCUGAGGCCAAUGACGUCUAACCACUUAGUGGCCUGCUGCCUCUCUCUCCGAAUCGCAAGGUUCAAUCGUGAACUCCGGCUGCAACCGGAUUACUGGCUGGGUUGAUCUGCCCAAAUAGUCCUCGAGACUUCAAGGUCGGCUGCGCGCGACUGAACGGUCCCAGAUUCCUUCCUCGCAGUCACUGAAACUUGUCCCUAGGUAACCAGCUUACUGUGACCGCAUAUUGUUUGCCCUACUGUCCUCGACACCAAACAGCUACCUCCCCAAUCCAGUCCCAUCGCAGAAUCUCACCGGGUGCCAUGGCGCAACCGACGGAGGGUUCAGCCUUGGAUACUACGACCACCAAGACUUCAACCAAGACAUCGUCCGGUAAUUCGACGUUAUGGGAAAAAACCAAAGGCUACUCCAACACAGCCUACGAGAAAGCCCUCAAACCAGGCUUCAACAAAGCCUAUGCGGUUGUCGACAAGCUUGGGGCCCCCGUCAAUCGCUUGUCAAAUAAAAUCGGCUCCGAAGCAUUUUGGCCCACCACAUUGGAUAAGGAAUCAGAAAAGGCAGCUCGUAUUCUGCGUGGCUUCUGCAAAGACGGAUUCUACGAGCAGAUAGAAGAGAAGGAGGCCAAGAAAGUGGAAGACCGGAAUGCAACAGCCGUGGGUGUCCCACAAGGCAAACAAAGGAUAAUAAAAAAGAUCCCUGCCAGUGUCAUCAAAAAUGCUGUCGGCUUGGCUAUAUUCACAACCAUGCGAACUGGCUGGCUUUUUGGAGGCUCCGGCGGUGCUGGCGUUAUUGUCGGAAGGCAUCCAGAGACGGGAGAAUGGAGCCCUCCCAGUGGCAUCCAGACUCAAAAUCUGUCCUUUGGUUUUCUCGCAGGGGUCGACAUAUAUGAUACAGUACUGGUAAUCAAUACAUACGAAGCCCUGGGAGCUUUCACAAAAUGGAGGACUACCUUGGGGACCGAGGUCGGGGUGGCAGCUGGCCCCGUAGGAAUUGGCGGCGCUCUCGACACCGAACUGACCAAACGCCAAGCUCCUAUUUGGUCAUACGUGAAGAGUCGUGGGCUUUAUGCUGGAGUUGCGUUGGAGGGAAAUCUCGUCAUUGAACGGACUGACGAAAAUGCGAGAUUUUACGGAGAACAGAUCAGCGUCACAGACAUCCUUGUCGGCAAGGUUCGAUAUGCGCCCGUCGAGCAGUACCAGGUGCUUCUAGACACAUUGAAGGCUGCUCAAGGUGACGAAGUGGAUGAAAGUCUGCUCCCCGAUGCACCGGCUCCGAGUGAUAUGGAGAUCAUUCCACCAGGAGGCGCUACUUUUGGCAUUCCGGCCGAGGAUGAUCCAGAUCCGUAUGGAGUGAAAGCCCUGGAAGCUGAAGGAUUGAAUAUCCGAGAGGCUGGAACCCACCAAAGGCCGAGUGCAGAUGCUUUUGAAUUCAAGCCAUCACCCACCAGUCCAAUCUACUCCCAUUUCUCUCGCAGAAGCGUCGACGGCUCGAUUCGGAGCCGGACUUGGAGAGAAAGCACUCACAGCCUCGCUAGCGUCGAUCGGGGUACCCAGACUGACGAGGAUGAAACGAAAAGUGCCGGAAAUAGUCCUCGAAGGGACUCUCUGAGGGGACUUGAUCACCCGAAGAAACACAGCCAACUCGUGGAUGAUGCGGGCGAAGAACGACAAGAACGGAGAGAAUCAUUUUCAGACGUAGAUUCUGAUGUCGAGGUCUCGACAGCCGUACCAGUCAUGGCUCGAGCGAGAAUGGUCGAAGUUCCUAAACGCGUUCCCCCAGCGUUACCGCCACGAAAUCCUGGCCGGGUAGCAUCCCCUACCGCAGAAACACAGACGCCUGUUGAUGGCUUUGACAAGAUCGACCUGAACGGCAACGCCGAACAAAAGCACGAGGGCGGCCACGUUCUGACGCCAACUUCAACACACGAAGCCACCGAUUCUGCCUUUCAUUCCGUACCGGUGACGCCCACUGAGGAAUCCAAGGGGAACCCUAACGAUAUACCAGGAUCUUUCCAAUGAGCAGUCUGGAUUAGAUGGGUUCAAAAAUAAGUUAAUGAUUACGAGAUCUUAGAGCUGUUAUGCUGCUGUUUAGCUAUUUAUGGGUUACGCAUUGAAGGGAGACGAAGAUACCACAUUCGAAGUACAUCAACAACUUGGAGUGAAGUCGCAAUGUCUGCUCCUGCUGUUGUGCUGCUACCCCGGUGAGUCUGAUGGCGGCCACCGCUUCCGAUUGCUAGGAAUGAAUCCCCUGGAGCAGGUGCCUCGCGCCUUCGACUUGGGACUCUGCACUGGACAGUUCAGCUCAUCAAC